Messenger RNA from Pyrenophora tritici-repentis Pt-1C-BFP, 2379 nucleotides. RefSeq names its product SUL1, Sulfate permease and related transporter (MFS superfamily). The record is from RefSeq and is a predicted model, not a curated record. Gene Ontology annotation, biological process: transmembrane transport. NCBI's taxonomy places the organism in Eukaryota, Fungi, Ascomycota, Dothideomycetes, Pleosporales, Pleosporaceae. Gene Ontology annotation, cellular component: plasma membrane. Gene Ontology annotation, molecular function: secondary active sulfate transmembrane transporter activity.
AUGGCAGCAGCUGGUAAGAAUGCCGCCAAGAUCCUUGGGAUAAGCCUCGACUACCGAAACGAGCCCGAGGUUCCUAGGGCUGGUUCAAGCACCUUUGUGGAGACUUAUACAGAGCGUGAGCCGACAGCACGGGAAUGGCUUUCGCAGUUCAAGCCAUCAGCAGCUGCCAUCAAGCGUUACACAAGGAGCUUGUUUCCAUUCCUCGACUGGAUAUUCCACUACAAUCUGACAUGGCUGUUCGGAGACUUCAUCGCCGGCGUUACAGUUGGAUUUGUUGUAAUACCUCAGGGCAUGGCGUACGCUUUGCUAGCGAAAUUGCCUCCUGAAUAUGGUUUAUACACCAGCUUUGUCGGGUUUAUCCUUUAUUGGGCAUUCGCUACGUCCAAGGACAUCACCAUCGGUACCGUUGCCGUCAUGAGCACCAUUGUCGGAAAUAUUGUCACCAAGGUCCAAGAAAAACAACCAGAGAUUCAAGCCGUGGACAUUGCUAGAGCACUAUCCGUCAUCGCUGGCUCAGUUUUGCUGUUCAUUGGUCUUGCACGAUUAGGCAGAAUUGUCGAAAUCAUUCCUCUGGUCGCAAUCAGCUCAUUCAUGACCGGGGCCGCAAUUUCCAUUGGAGCUGGUCAGGUCCCAGCACUUAUGGGCAUUACUGGGAUCAACACUCGUGGACCUACGUACCUUGUGAUCAUAGACACUCUCAAAGGCCUUGGACGCACAAAACUCGACGCAGCUGUAGGCCUAAGUGCUCUUGUAAUGCUCUACGGCAUACGCUUCUUCUGCAACUUCAUGUCGAAGAAGCAACCGUCCAAGCAGAAGAUAUGGUUCUUCACUAGCACGCUGCGCAUGGCGUUUGUUAUUAUGCUAUACAUCAUGAUCGGCUGGCUUGCAAACAAAGACAUCAGAGGUCUCCAUGAUGGGAAGAACGGUGUCAAGCUCGCGAAAUUCAAGAUCUUGGGUCACGUGCCUAGAGGCUUUCAACAUGCUGGCGUGCCGAACAUGGAUACCAAGAUUAUCUCUGCCAUUGCUCCUGAUAUCCCAGUCACAGUCAUCGUCCUGAUUCUCGAGCACAUUGCCAUAUCGAAAUCGUUCGGACGAAUCAACAACUAUGUCAUCAAUCCUUCGCAGGAGCUUGUAGCAGUCGGCUUCACCAACGUCAUCGGGCCAUUCCUGGGAGCCUAUCCUGCCACGGGAUCGUUUUCGCGUACUGCUAUCAAGUCGAAAGCAGGCGUUCGUACUCCGCUUGCCGGAAUCUUCACAGCGGUCAUCGUCCUCUUGGCCUUGUACGCCCUAACGGCUGUCUUCUUCUACAUUCCCUCGGCUGCACUCGCAGCCGUCAUCAUCCAUGCUGUUGGAGAUCUCAUCACCGAGCCCAAUGUCAUCUACCAAUACUGGGAAACCAGUCCUCUAGAGGUCGUCAUCUUCUUCGCGGGUGUCUUUGUCACCAUCUUCACGAACAUCGAAAACGGCAUUUACGUCACGAUCGCUGCUUCUUUCGCCCUACUUUUAUGGCGCAUGCUUUUCACACAUGGAACUCUACUCGGAAAGGUGAAGAUCUGGCGUGCCACCCCAGACACGGUAGCCAACAGAGAGGGCAGCGACUUCUUACUGGGACCAGAUUCCUCUGUUCGCGAAGCAUUCAUCCCAGUUAGUCACAAAGACGGCUCAAAUUCUCUCAUCGAUAUCGAGUCUCCAUACCCUGGUAUUCUGAUCUACCGCUUUACCGAGGGCUUCACAUAUCUCAACCAACAGGGCUACAUGGACGAGCUCGUACAUCACGCGCAAACGAUUUCCCGCCCGACUACGCUUGACCGGUACUCCAAAAUUGGUGACCGGCCCUGGAAUGAUCCCGGUCCGCGUCGUGGAAAGCCUAUCAACACAGAUGAUAACCGGCCAAUCCUCCGCGCCAUCAUUUUGGAUUUCAGCGCUGUCAACCACGUCGACGUCACAUCAAUUCAAGGUCUCAUUGACGUACGCACACAACUGGAUCGCCAUGCCGCGCCUGAAACGGUAGAGUGGCACUUUGCAUCUGUCAACAACCGCUGGACAAAGCGUGCGUUGACGACGGCGGGUUUUGGAUACAUCGACCGCGAACGUUUUGCCGCCCGCCAACACUGGAACCCAGUCUACAGCUACGCACCUUUGGUCAAUGCCACCCCCAGAGUGCAUGACCCAGAGGCACAAGACGAGAUUCGCACCGUCGAUCCAGAGAAGCGCUCGGCGGCUGUCAAGGUCACUACUGUUCAUGGACAGAAUAGGCCGUUCUUCCACAUCGAUGUGCCGGCAGCUGUUGAGAGUGCUAUAGCUAAUGUGCAUAGUAAGCUGGCAAAUACCAGCUCUGGAAGCUUUGAGAAAUCGGAGUUUACCACCAAACAGGAGUAG